AUGGCUCAAGCGUCAUCGUUCAAAUCGUCUAUACGCUAUCAAGUAUGCAAUUCAACCACUGACAACGACAUCUCGCCCCCUUCACCAACGAAACCAUCUCAGCAAGGAUAUUCAUCAAUUAUCGAUGAUGAUCUAUGCGAAAUUAGGAUUUCACCAACAACAAAUAGAAAGAUCUCACCAUCAGUGUCUUCACCGAAUCAUCAUGCAUCAUCAUUAACACAUUUGAUUCCAUCGAAAUCAAGUGUGCCUAAAAAAUCUUCCUCAACUGACUCAACUAUUAUCAAAAUACCAAUUCAACCACCAUCUUUAUCUCCAAAGCAACCACUUGAUAGCUCGUCAUCAGAUCAAUUCCUUACAAAAAGAGUCGAUCGAAUAUCUCAACAACAACAUCAACAACAGCAGCAAACACAUCAGUCAUCAACAAAUUCAUCGAUUAGAGAUGUUAUUACUACAUCUAAUAUCCGCCAAUCGACAUCAAGACAAUCUGCAUUAGAUGCAGUUACAACAAAAUUACCAGCAAAUGUACGAAAAAAUUCAAUCAUAGCAACAACAUCACCACCCGCAGUGCAACAACAUCUAUCACCGGAUAAUGAAAAUCUAUUCUCUACUUAUCAAGGAGAUUUUAUUCGGCAAUCUCGACAAUUACGUAAAGCUCGUCGACAAGAUAUAAAAGCACGAUUCGAAAAAUUUGAUUUGAACUCACCAACAACACGACGUACACAUUCAUCACGUCGUUUUACCUUUAUCUUUGAUCCAAGUGGUCGUUUAGCCUAUUGGUGGACAUCAAUAAUAAGUCUUGCAUUUCUUUAUAACUUUUGGAUAAUUAUUUUUCGUUUUUCCUUUCAUGAACUAACGCCAAAGACUUUUUUAAUAUGGUUUAUACUCGAUUAUUCGUGUGAUUUUCUUUAUUUAAUGGAUAUUAUGUUUAAUUUUCGUACAGCUUAUCUAGAAGAAGGUGUUUUACAAACAGAUCCGAUUAAAUUACGCCACUAUUAUAUGAAUACAACAAGAUUUUAUAUCGAUUGUCUUUGUUUAAUGCCAUUAGACUUUCUCUAUUUAUCAAUUGGUUUUAAAUCAGUUGUUCGAUUAUUUCGUUUAGUAAAAAUUUAUCGGUUUUGGACAUUUUUGGAUCGCACCGAACGACAUACGAAUUAUCCAAAUCUAUUUCGUACGAUCGUUAUGAUACAUUAUUUACUUGCCAUAUUUCAUUGGAAUGCAUGUUUUAUUUAUAUAUUACAUACAAAUUCAGAAUUAAGUUUUACAAGACGUUUUUCAUUUACUCUCAAUGAUAAUGGUCUAGAUUAUUUUAGAGCCUUAUAUUGGUCAAUAACAACAUUAACAUUGACACAAAAUCAUGAAACAAAACCAGCAUCGAAAGAAGAUUAUAUAUUUUUAAGUGUUGAACUUAUAUUUGCUUUAUUAUUAUUUGCAACUAUCAUGGGACAUGUUGCAUCAAUUGUUUCGAAUUUAAGUAACGCUAGAAAAGAUUUUCAAGCUAAAUUGGAUGCAGUGAAAACCUAUAUGUCAUUACGACGUGUGCCGAAUAAUUUAGAAGAUCGUGUUAUUCGAUGGUUUGAUUACUUAUGGAUGAGUCAUAAGUCAGUCGAUGAUAAUCAAGUUCUUUCACUAUUACCAUAUAAACUUCGUGCUGAAAUAGCAAUACAUGUCCAUUUAGAUACUUUAAAACGAGUUGAAAUAUUUCAAAAUACUGAAGCCGGCUUUCUAAAUGAACUCGUUCUACGCCUUAAACCUGUUCUGUUCUCACCCGGAGACUUUAUUUGUCGAAAAGGUGAAGUUGGAAGAGAAAUGUAUAUUGUUAAUCGUGGAAAAUUGCAUGUUAUGGCAGAUAAUAAUAAAACUGUCUUAGCAACAUUAAAAGCCGGAUCAUAUUUUGGAGAAAUCAGUAUUUUAAAUAUGGGUAGCGGGAAUCGUCGAACAGCAUCGGUUCGAUCCGUUGGUUAUUCAGACUUAUUUUGUCUUUCAAAAGAAGACCUUUGGGAAGUAUUAAAAGAAUAUCCAGCUGUACGUGUAAAACUUGAAGCGAUAGCUGUCAAACGUCUUGAAAAACAUAAAAAACCUUUAAUUCAACAAGUUAAUUUAAAACGAAGUAAAAGUGCACCUGGUCUUAUCGAGGCGAAUUGUCGUCUUCCAUUUCACAGUCAUGUUCGUCGAACUGGCAGCGGAUUUCAUCGUUUACCAUCCGUUAAAGAAACGGAUGUACCUGCAACUACACCUUCAAUAGUUCCCUCAAAUUCAUUUUCUAAUCAUUCACAGCAACCACUUUCGGCGUCAUCGAAUUCAUUAUUAGCAGCUGCGCCACUUGCAACUUCUAUAAGUGUAACAUCGUCAUUGAAUUAUAAUCGACAACGGGCGAUGAAUCAUUCGGUAUCAUGGUCCAUGACAACGGAUACAAAAAAAACAAAUAUAUCUCGUAUUGGAAGAGCUACAUCAUUAAAUCAUAGUGAUAUACAAAGUCAUAAUACUCCACUAAUUACAAAUGAAAUUGAACGUUUAAAAAAACGUUUAAUUGAACUUGAAUAA
Messenger RNA from Rotaria socialis, 2541 nucleotides. The record is from the annotation of a GenBank genome assembly. Lineage: Eukaryota; Metazoa; Rotifera; Eurotatoria; Philodinida; Philodinidae.